This is a messenger RNA of Schistocerca nitens (vagrant locust), 2160 nucleotides long. Its product is annotated as transforming growth factor beta regulator 1-like. Gene Ontology annotation, cellular component: nucleus. The record is from RefSeq and is a predicted model, not a curated record. Lineage: Eukaryota; Metazoa; Arthropoda; Insecta; Orthoptera; Acrididae. Bases 84 to 1136 code for a protein of 350 amino acids. The transcript is spliced from 7 exons. Gene Ontology annotation, biological process: regulation of cell cycle.
UCAGCGCUCUAGUGGCAAUACCUGACGUGAAAAAUGUAAAUAUUGUUGUUGACGCGGUUGUUUAAGGAGUGGGAGGCGCUGAAAUGGAAUACCACUUUGGCACAAAUAAACGGAAAACUUUUCCGAAUGCGAAUGUGGCAAAUGAUGCAACAAAUUUGAAAUACAAAAAGAAGUAUAAUGCUAUUAAAAGAGUAAUAAAAGAUUUAGUGUUUGAAAAUGCUGCCUUAUGCGACCAAGUCUCCCAGAUGCAGGAACAGAUCGUAAUUAGAAAGGAAGAAAGAAGAUUUUUGUUGAAGAAACUUUAUCAUCUGCAGACAAUUGCAGAAGCUGACAGUCAAGUACAAGCUCCAAAAACUCAGACUUCAGGUGUGAAUUCACCUUCUCCUGCUCUAGAAACAAACACCUCUGGGAAAAAAAUCUCAGGAAAGAAGAAAUCCUUAGAAAUUAUUGAGAGCUGGAAGGGCAGUCUGAAGCAAAAGAAGUCAAGUUUGAACAAAACAAAAAAGAUUGUACAACCUAUUCCAUUAGAUAUGACAGGAAGACCAGUGUUUCCAAUAGUUCUCGGAGGACUCACAGUGCAUAGUUUGGGUGAGGUUGUGUCUGAUAGACCUGAUUAUCAUACAGAAGAGUUCAUUUUUCCUGUGGGUUUUUGCUCAACAAGAGUUUAUGGGAGCCUUCUAGACCCAGAAAAGAAAUGUGUGUACACUUGCAAGGUUCUUGAUGGAGGAACAUUACCCAGGUUUGAAAUUGUGCCAGAUAAUGAUCCAGGAGCCCCUCUUGUUGGCAGCUCUGCAAGUGAAUGCCACUCAUUGCUAUUACGCCGCAUCAAUAUGGCUGUUGGAAUUGAUGUGGUCAACACCCAGGGCAGGGGCCCGGAUUUCUUUGGAUUUGCACAUCCAACGAUUCAGAAUCUUAUACAAAGUUCACCUGGCACUAGAAAAUGUUCGGCGUACAGAUGGAGCAAAUUUGAGGUUAAUCGGGCAAUUGAACCACCACCUGAGGAUAAUGAUGCAUCUCUCAGUUUUGAUGCUCUUCAGCGAAGCAUUGGCUUCUCCAAGACUGUUGUAAAAACUGAACCCUCAGAGCAGCUUUUACGGGAAUCAAGUGCUACUCUUAGAGAUUUAUUGAUGUCUUGAUGGAAUCUAAAUGUUUACAGAGAGAAUGGACAUUUGCUAUUCAGAUUAAAUGUCAAGAAAUAUUAAUUUAAAUAGUUAACUUUGUGUAUAUUACACAGUCAAUACAUCGGCAUUGUUCAUGACUGUACUCAAGAGUUAUGACAUGAGGCGAUGCAGUUGAAUCCUAAUCGCAACAUGCAUUUCAUGGUGUAAUUUAUAUCUGCCGUGUCCAUUAGCAUUAUGCAAGUGAUUGCAUAUAAUGAAAUAAAAAAGGGUUUUGGUGCUGUAAAUGUCAAAGGAAGAAAGUGCAAGCCAACAUUUACGUGUCAUGUGUGAAAUACAUAUGACUCUUAAUAGCAUCAGGGAACUACCUGUAUGCAUGCAAAAACUGCUGUCUCUCGCCAACCUAAUAUAUACAGCAUGGAAAAGAGUGAUGAGUUUGUGAUUUUGUUGGUAAGGAACCAGAGAUCAUGAAUCGUGGAAAUGACAGUACAGCCAGUUUUUAAAGUAAGUUUGUGCUGGAAUACUAAGAUAACAGGUGAGAUGAAAUAUAGGAGGAAAUUUGAUGAGGAUACAGGAAGGAGUGACUACGAGUAUUCUGCAAAAUGAAUAGAAAGAAGCAAAAAAUAAGUGCACGGAAUAUGAUUGGAUUAUGUAUAGAUGUUAAUUUCCGGUUGUGAAAAUAUAUGUUUAAGGUUAAUGACUAAAUGAUAUGUAUACACCCCACCAUCUUGUUAAUUUAUUCUUUUAUCAGCAAUUAAAUUUGAUUGGUUUUAUGGCUCAACAGAAUGCGAAGCUAAUAACUGAUACUUUGUGAGUGUCUAUUGAAAAUCUAGUGAAGAAGUAUUACAUUACUUUACAUUUUUAUUGAUCCUUUUGAUCAUUUGUUGUACAAGGUGUACAAUAUGACAUUGGACAAGUCAUUGUGAUUUACAAUACAUGUUUUUAAAUCAUACAAGGAUAUUCACAUUGAUUUAGGCUUAAUAUUAUCACAACUGAAGGUUCAGCUUCCAUACAUUAUAUUUAACCUUGGCAAUAAAUUUUU